AUGAUUCUCCCCAGAUCUCUUCUCAAUGCCUCCCUUCUCCUGCUCGCGUCGGCGCGCCAGGCCGUCGGCGCGUCCUGCUGGAAGAACUACACCUGCAGUGCCAUCACUGAGCCUGCCUUCCCCGGCGCGUGGGAGCGGUAUAUGUUCGCGCCCUCGUCACGCACCGUCCAGCCCGAGACGUUCUUCCCAAUCACCAACCUGGAUGACGUGCGCCAGUGGCCCGGCCAGGCCAGUCUGCCACACAAUGGCUCGCUCUACGUCUUCGACUUCGGCAAGGAGGUCGGCGGCAUCGUCUCGCUCAAAUACAGCGUGAGCCCAGCCGCCCCAUACGCCCCUGGGCGCAAAGCCUCCUCACCCCAGCGCAGCGACUACUCUCCGGAUGUCGGGCAUGGUGCGGUCGGUCUCGCCUUUACGGAGGCCAAGAAUUGGAUCGGAGAAUGGUCCGACUCGUCGAAUGGUGACAUGAUCGGGCCAGACGGCGCCAUAUACUCCAACUUCACCGGCACCGGUGACGUGGCGUACACAAUGCCGGACCACAAGCUUCGCGGCGGCUUCCGGUACCUGACGCUCUUCCUGAUGGCAGACAAUGCGUCGGUCGAGAUCACGGACAUCGAGCUCGAGAUCGGCUUCAUGCCGACCUGGUCAAACCUCCAAGCCUAUCAAGGAUACUUCUCCUGCGAUGAUGAUCUGCUGAACCGGAUCUGGUAUGGUGGUGCUUAUACGCUGCAGACCGAUACGGUGCCGAACACCUAUGGGCGGUGGUUCCCCUUCCUGGAAACUGGGUGGGAGAAUAACGGCACCCUGGGAAAUGGGAGUACCAUUUUGGUGGAUGGCGCCAAGCGGGAUCGCGAGAUUUGGCCUGGUGAUAUGGGCGUUGCGGUGCCAUCGACGUUUGUCAGUUUGGGAGAGUUGGAACAAGCCAAGAACAGUCUUCAAAGCAUGUAUGACUACCAAAAUGCCGACGGCGAAUUUCCCCAAGCCGGUCCACCGCUCCUCCAACAAGGCAGCACCACCUACCAUAUGUGGACGAUGAUCGGCACGUACAACUACAUCUUCUACACCAACGACACUGCCUGGGGACAGAGCAACUGGGACGGCUACAAGCGCGCCAUGGACUGGGUCACCGGCUACCAAAGCUACACCGGCGGUCUGCUCAACGUCACCGGCACCAAAGGCUGGGGCCAGCUGGUCACCGGUUACAACGAGACCAUCGCCCAGAUGAUUCUGUACCAGACGCUGAUCACGGGCGCCGACCUAGCGCGCUGGGUGGGCGACGACCCGGACCUCGCGGCAGCGUGGACGGCGGAUGCCGUGAGGCUGCAGGCAGCCACGCUCAAGUACUGCUACGACGCCUCGUUGGGGGCGUUCAGGUCUAACGCCACGAACACCACGCUGCACGACCAGGGCUCGAAUUCGAUGGCCGUGGCCUUCGGCGUGAUCAGGCCCGACAGUGCGGAAGCGCAGAGCAUCAGCCAGUGGCUGACGACGAACUGGACUCCCAUUGGCGCCAACUGUCCCGAGCUGCCCGGUGAAGUGAGCCCGUACAUCUCCAGCUUCGAGCUGCAGGCGCACCUCGUCGCGGGACACGCGCAGCGUGCGCUGGAUCUGAUGCGCCUGUCGUGGGGGUGGUAUAUCAACAAUCCGAACGGCAGCGAAAGUACCACCAUCGAGGGUUACUUGGUCAAUGGCACCUUUGGAUAUCGGUGGAAUGACGGCUAUGACAAUGAUUUUAGCUAUGUUUCGCACGCGCAUGGGUGGAGUUCAGGGCCAACGAACGCCCUGACCACCUAUAUCGUUGGCUUGAGUAUUACAAGUCCCGCCGGGGCGACGUGGAUGUUUGCGCCGCAGUUUGGAGACUUACAGACUGCCGAGGGUGGGCUGACGACGUCCUUGGGGAAGUAUCAGGCAAAAUGGGUGAACAGUGGGAAGACGUACAGCGCGAUAAUUGAGACGCCGGACGGGACAGAGGGAGUGCUCGUCCUGCCGGUUGUGCAGCAGGGGGAGCAUGCCGUCAGUGACGGUUGA
Penicillium cinerascens is the source of this 2025-nucleotide messenger RNA. Its product is annotated as putative alpha-L-rhamnosidase B. The transcript has 2 exons. Gene Ontology annotation, biological process: carbohydrate metabolic process. NCBI's taxonomy places the organism in Eukaryota, Fungi, Ascomycota, Eurotiomycetes, Eurotiales, Aspergillaceae. The record is from RefSeq and is a predicted model, not a curated record. Bases 1 to 2025 code for a protein of 674 amino acids.